UCUUUUCUACUGUUCAUAACGUUGAUUGUCGAUCAAUUUGGUGUUAGUUUAAUCAAAUCCGAGUGUGGAAAUGGUGAGGAGCGACAUUUUGACGUUGAAGGCCGAUGAGGUGACGUCGGAGAUACUCAAUGCCGAUAUCACCGAGCUGAAACUCGCCGUAGAGACGCUGUUCAAUCAUGUCAGUAAGCUCGGCGGCUUAGGGUUCGGCACUUCCUUGCUUUCGUGGGUUGCAUCCUUAGCUGCCAUGUAUUUGUUGAUACUGGAUCGAACAAACUGGAGAUCAAACAUGCUAACAUCACUGUUAGUACCUUACAUAUACUUCAGUCUCCCUCCAUCGUUAUUCCACUUCUUAAGGGGACAAUUUGGGUUGUGGGUCGCAUUCAUUGCAGUUGUAUUAAGGCUGUUCUUCCCACGUCAUUUCCCAGAUUGGUUGGAGAUGCCUGGAUCAUUGAUUCUUCUUUUGAUAGUUGCUCCGGGUUUAUUUGCUCAUGCGUUUAGGGGAAGUUGGAUUGGGGUUGCGAUUUGUCUUUUGAUUGGUUGUUAUCUUCUUCAAGAACACAUUCGUGCAUCUGGUGGAUUCGGGAAUUCUUUCAUGCAAAGCCAUGGGAUAUCGAACACCAUUGGUAUUCUUCUUUUGCUUAUCUACCCAAUGUGGAGGCUCAUCAUUCGAUUUGUUUGA
This is a messenger RNA of Lactuca virosa, 679 nucleotides long. NCBI's taxonomy places the organism in Eukaryota, Viridiplantae, Streptophyta, Magnoliopsida, Asterales, Asteraceae. The record is from the annotation of a GenBank genome assembly.